Plenodomus lingam JN3 is the source of this 2844-nucleotide messenger RNA. Lineage: Eukaryota; Fungi; Ascomycota; Dothideomycetes; Pleosporales; Leptosphaeriaceae. The record is from RefSeq and is a predicted model, not a curated record.
AUGUUGGCCUCUGGCCUCUGGAAUCAAAACAUAAGACCUGACACGUGCGAUGGGCAUGAAGAAGUCUCCAAACCUGUCGUCAAAAGUCUCAGGAACCUUCGCUGUAGAAGCAUCAAGCACUUCGCCUCUCAGAUUCGCCGCUCAUGCGACAGCAACCAAACCGAGAGCAAAGCUUUGCUCAGUGCCAAGAACGCAAACGGCGUCUUUACUGCGCACUCAUACCCCAAGCACAGUUCAGACACAAUCCGAGCUAGUGGUAAUAUCCUAGGUGAACACGACAAGAGCGGUGCCAAGGCGGCAAGUACAGUCCAGGCGGCCACGACGGUGAAGGUGAAGGCGGAUUGCGUCUCCCACCAGCUGUGCCUCUGCUCCACUAUAUAUUCUACACCCACCUCUCCUGUGCUCACAACUUCUGAUAUCACACUUUCUGCACUUAUACCUUCUAUACUCGUACAUCCUGCAUUCACACCUUCUGCAUUGCAACCUUCUGCUCUCACACUUGCGCUCACACCUUCACCCAUAUCCUCUCACUCCCAGAACCACACGUUCGAAGAAGACUAUCCUGGCAAAUACAUCACUGAAACUAGCAAUAUCCGUUUGUUAUCUUCCAAGAUGACGGAAAGCUACCAGCACAGGCGAGGCGACUCGUUCCACGUGAACUGGACUGCGUUGGACAUGCCUCGACUGGCGCGAGAGAUCUACGAUGAGACAAUCGCCGAUGUACACCUCUCGCUCUUCGGCUACUGGAUCCGUGAGAGUACCGAGCACUAUGAGAUGGCGAGGAAGCACAUUCGAGAGCUGGCACUUGACCAGGGAUACAAGGUAGACCGGGUACGAAACGUGCAGCUGCGCAAGCUGCUUCAAGAAACGUUCUCGGCGCGCCCAAAAGUUCCAGGAACAGAAGACCUUGACGGCGAAGUGGACUGCGACGGCGACGUUAUGCUCGACAAAACGCCCAGCAAAACAGACUCGCAAUGGCUGAAAGAGACACUGCAGCAUCUGGAAGGCCCCCCGAAGCGGGGACCUUUGUCGAAGAAAGAGCUCGACGAAAUCCUGAGGCAACCUUCGCCAAGGACUCCCUCAAGCACAGCGAACGGCGCCAAACGCCGGAGUAUAUCCUCCCCUCUCAUCGCGCGAACAGAUCAACUACCUGGAUCACUCCGCGCAAAUCGGCGGCGGAUUCUAGAGGAGGCAGCGAAGUCCACAUUGUUGGGCCUGCCAGAGUCACCAUCGGCUCGGUACCCGCCAAACACACCGGAUCGGCCUGAACCACUUUCGCUCAAGUCAGGCAGCUCUGGCUCUUUGAGCGUGGCUGGAACACCGACUACGAGACAUGUCUCGAGCCCGCUCACCGCUUCUGCCUUGAAGUCGUUCAAUCUGCUUGAGUCGUUGGACGACGUCCAAACCAACUUCGACGAUGCCAUUCGAAGAAGUGUAUCGUCCCCACAAUGCAAAGGGGAUGGUGAUAUCUUUGGCACUGUUGCCAAGGGAAACGAUCGGUCGGACAUCGCGACCGAUAUCACGAACACAUUUGAAAGUUCGCGUGGGCGCUUGAGUACGAUAUACGAAACACCAGGCGCUCACGUCAGCACUCGCCGUGCCCAAGCUGGUGUCAACCGUCUUUCCGACGCGGACUGGCAGACCGUGACCAGCAGUGAGCAACAGCACAGGCUGACCAAGAUGUCGGAGGAAGAAACAAACGGUGCGAAGCUGCUCCGUACAGAGUACGAAGAGUUUCUUAUUGAUGCUGAUGAAGAUUCCCGCGGUGAAUUCGGCCUCGACACUGAGGCGCCAACUGGCCAGUUUGCGCUUGACCCGGAAGACGAGUCGGAUGACGAAGGCGGACCCCCAUUGAAUAUCCCCUUCGACAGUCUAUCAUCAUACGUUGGCUCUACUGAAGCCGGAUCAGUCCUCGAAACAGCAUCCAAUGCCAGUGAUGAGGAUCCCAGCCGCAACAGCCUGAUACAGUACUCGUAUGCCUCGCCGACCAAACAGGGCAUCACACAGCACAGUAAUCACAGCAGCGUGGCUGUGAAUUACUACCGCCCGCUGCCACUGCGCCACUAUGAUGCAAAGGAAGGAGACAACGGUGACGCCACAUGCAUUCACCCCGCUUUCCGAAAAGGCUACGGCGCGAAACACGCCCUCAUACCUCCGCGCCCUCUUGUCUCUCAAACGCAACCUAGCUUGGGUUCUCCCUUCCUCGAAUCCUUCCUGAAGCAUGCACAUGCACAGUCGGCAGACAGUGUACCUCCCACUCCUCCUUCCGGCACCAGAACCACAUCCUCCACUCUCUAUCCAUCAUCUGGGCCCAGGAGCACGAGCUCAACCGUAGGGCCACCACCACCGCUGCCCAUCCGAUCACCACUCCGCAGCACGCCAGGAGGGCGAAGAAACAUCUCCGCCAUCCAGACUCUGCAGAGGAGGCGUAGCAAGAUUCCCGUCCCGAGCAUUCGAGCAGCCUCGUCAACGGACGGCGAGAGCAGUACGUCGUCGCGAUAUCCCAGCUCAACGUCGAUCUCUGCCGACGCUGAUAACAUCGCUGCCUGCACGACGACGACCGAAACAUGCGUGGCGAAGCAGACCUCACCAUCCCCUGCACCCAGCCUUCUGGCCCUUCACACCGCCAUCUCCGCCUCACACAUCAACACUCUUUUUUCGAUGACCCACGCGCAGGCUGUCACGCUUCCCAGCGUCGAUUUGACUACUUUGUCACACUUUGAACGCACGUGGCGGAAGGUGAACGAGGGGAUCUUGUUGAGGGUUUUUGGUCGUGUGGAUGUGGAGUUGGACUCUGAGGGCGUGGAGCUGGUGGAGGGGAUUGGGGAUUUGAUUGGUGGAUAG